ACAACAUCAUGUGAGUCUAUAUUCAUAAUGCUAUUUUGCAAAUCUUUAUAGGCAGUGAGAAGUGAAACAGCGCUGUUGAUCAAUUGUAUUUCCUUCCCUAUGAAUACCCACUUCCCCCAAAGCUUAGAUUUCUUACUUAGACUACAAACAGUGAACUAUGCAACAACAGCUUUUGUGACAGAACUUACCAUGGCUCAUUUUAUCAUCUUGGUUAUUUUGCCUGCUUUUUUGGAAAUCUCCACCGCAAGAAGAGAUACCUGUGAUCUACUUGCUGCCGUUGGAAUACGCCUGACUAUUUGUCCAUUUGUCUAUGAGAAGCUUACCAACACUGAAAAGCUGGUAUGGAUGCACAAUCACACUGUUAUUUACCAAAGGGACAAAGGGAAAGUGUCUGUAGGCAGACCAGAAGACAUCACCUCCAGCGGAUCUCUGGUGUUGACCAACCCAAAGCUCACAAGUGCAGGAGUCUACCAAGCUCAAGUCUACAACAUGACUGGUGCUCUGAUGAAAUCAUGGAGUAGUUUUCUAUGUGUGAUGGAAAAAGUACCCAAGCCUAAACUAACUUACAGCUGUGACAAGAAAUCUGCUAUGUUCAAUUGUGACACAGUCAAAAGUCAAGAUUUGCGCUAUGCCUGGACAAUGGAUGGCAAGAUCUUAAUGGGAGAGACAAAAUCGAUGCUUACGAUACCUUUGAGCAAACUUAAAUCAAAGAACAGUUUUACUUGUAGUGUGUCCAACCAGGUCAGUAAUGAGAUAAGUGACAAUGUGAUUCCUAUCUGUCCACCUUCAUCACAGAAUCUGCUGUGUUUUCCACAUAAAACUGUCAUAGCAGUGCUUGCAGGAGCAGCAGGUAUUGUCAUUGUUUUGAUAAUCGUUAUCAUUGCAUUGUGUUGCAAUCAGCGACGCAACAAAACGCCCAAACGCAGGGAGAAAGAGGAGCCCAGAAUGCUGUCUUUAACCAGAAGAGAGGUAGAAGCGGAUUAUGAAACGAUGCAUGUGCCACAAAGUUCUCAACAACCAAGUCCAAAUCCUUCUCCAAGAGCAGAGCACAGUGAACCCAAACAUGAAGCUGAAGCUGGAUGUGAUUCUCUGCAGCCAGCUGCCCCAAAGCAGGGAUAUGACCCCUCACCUGUGCCUAAACCAAGGACCAAAAGACCCAAAACACCAGACAUCUGAGCAAUACAUGGAAACUGGGUCAGCUCUAUGUUCUCCGGGAAACAUAAGUACUUUUUGAUGAUGGGCGUACCUAUGUAGUGUAUGUUUCAAAUAGGUUAUGGUUAGUGUUAGUUGUAAAAAGGUAGUGUGGCUGUGCAAACAUAGCAUUUUAGUAGCAAACAAAAAAAUAUAUCCACUGUGAUUUGGAAAUAUGAUUUGACAUGUUUGACACAGUUUGCCUUUUGUUAUAUAUAUGUGAAUGUCGUUUAAGUUUAAGAUGCAAAUGUAAUUUUAUUUUCUAAAGAAAACUUUUUUGUGAAAUGAGACCAAUUUACAAUCUAGCCUUAAAAUUACUCUCUGUUCUAAAAUAUUUAGUAACAAAAGUUUGUUGCCUAUCUUGAGUUGAGUGCCUUAUAUUUGUUC
Molecule: messenger RNA, 1578 nt
Organism: Boleophthalmus pectinirostris (great blue-spotted mudskipper)
Lineage: Eukaryota; Metazoa; Chordata; Actinopteri; Gobiiformes; Gobiidae
Product: T-cell surface antigen CD2-like
Exons: 1
Coding region: 100-1176 (358 amino acids)
Source: RefSeq, a predicted model, not a curated record